Labeo rohita (rohu) is the source of this 1467-nucleotide messenger RNA. RefSeq names its product secretory calcium-binding phosphoprotein 1 (gene scpp1). The transcript is spliced from 9 exons. Lineage: Eukaryota; Metazoa; Chordata; Actinopteri; Cypriniformes; Cyprinidae. The coding region runs from base 309 to 1094 and encodes 261 amino acids. The record is from RefSeq and is a predicted model, not a curated record.
UUUGGGUGAGCGCGCACUGUAGUGUGUGUCAUUGCAUUAUGUAAACAUUCUUACUGUGCCACUCUCAUUUUCUUGCAUAUUCCAGCUCCAGUUAAUGUGCCCCCACAGUAAUCUGAGUGUUGGCGAGCAGGAAGUGAUGCAGUUACCUUAAUGAAGAGUCAGCCUGUUAAAUAGCGCUUUCUCUAGACAUACCAUUAAAUCCAGUCUUUAGCUUUAGCUAUAAACACUCUCUGUAAAGUACUCGCGUUCAUUCACUCCAUCUCUUCUGCUUUCUUGGACUUCGCAUUCGGACUAAGAGAAAAGAAAGAAUGAAACCUGUCAUAUUGAUUCUCUGUCUGCUGGGAGCAGCCUAUGCUAAUCCAAUCUUGCAUAAAAUGGCUAUGGAGAUGAUUCAACAUGCAUCCAACUCUUCAGAAAGCUCUUCGAUAUCUGAAUCCUCCGACCAGAGCAAUACCUCAGAACUUUCAGAUGAGAAGUCUAAGGAAACUGUCUCUGACAGCAAUAGCUCAGAAUCAACUGAAUCAGACUCGAGCGAACCGUUUUCUAGUGAAAGCCAUUCUGUGGAAAGUCUGACUGGGAAAAGCGAGACUGCACUGACAUCAGAUAACACUCACAGCAGUAAAGAGAACGUUCGUAGGGGAUGGAUCUACACCCUCAAAUGGGUCCAUGUGAACAACAACAAUGGUAAAGUGCAAGCGACCAGCCAGCCAGAAGAGAAUGACAUCAAAUCCACAAGUGACGCAUCAAAAAAAAGUGAAAGCAGUGAAUCAAGUGAAAGCCAGGAAACGGCUGUUCCGAACACAAAGGAAGAGGACAACAGUGCCGACACAAGCGAAAGCACUGAAAAUAGUUCCAUUGUCGACGGUACUGAGUACAGUAACAGCAAUAGCAGCAGCAGCAGCAGCAGCAGUAGCAGUGAAAGCACCGAGUCCAAAAACAGCACAGUAGACAGCGAAAGUCGCUCAACUGAGUGCCAGCCAGGGGCUGACAGCCAAGAAUGUGACAGCGAGGAAGACUUUCCUCAGGAUAUCGGUGAUGAUGGUGCAACCGACCCCUUCAAUGGCAUCCUGAUGCCUGAUGUCACUGAGCCCUAGCAGCAGUUCUAAGACAUAAUUUUAUGACUCAAUGCUCUGAUAUCUGCAAAUGGAAAUCCCAGGAAUAUAUUAAAAUGGGAAUAUUUUAUUAAAGAAACUAUUUAAAGGAGGGUAUGUAAGGAAAUUGAUAUAAUAAUAUUAAUAUAAACUAUUAAAUAAAUGUUAAUAAAACAGUUUUUAAGGUACCUCAGUCUGUAUUUAACUUAAAAUUAAACGUGCUGUAGGCGUAGAUUGAUAUUUUGAUUUUAUAUUUUCUUUUUUAAUAUUUGCUUUUUAUCACUGAAUAUCUCUUUUUUAUUUAUAGAUGUUGUAGUCAUUUAUUUAUACUGUUGGUAUUAACCGUUUUCAAAUAAAUAAAGUAAAGAAAAAGCCA